AUGCCUGAGUCCCUAGAGCCCUUAGGCCAGAUACACUCCCUUCGUCGCUCUCUCACCCUUCCCACCAAGUUAAACCCUCACGCGCAACGACGGUCGAGCGUCCCGAACACCCCCGAGAAUGUAAUCUUUUAUCAUCCGUCUGCGAAAAUUGUGCACUUUGCCCCCAGGGCGCUCGCCCCUAUUCCCUCUAGCUCAUCGCCAUCUGACUUCGACUACCCUGUUGACACUAUUGAAACACUCCCCUGGCGCUCCGCUACAGAGCGAACGGUCGCAACAGCGCCACUGAGAUUAGAGAAGGUCCAUGGCCUGACAGCGUUCCUCAAAUGCGGAAAUGUCGUUCAUGCAAUCCUGAAGAACUCCCAAUGUUGGUGUGUGGACGGGGUCUCGAAGUUUGUUUUGCGCAUUCGCCCUCUCACAUAUUAUCGCAUCGAAAUACCAUACGAAACAGAGGACGAUCAGAGUUUGGUCGCAGAUUUGAAAGUCGCGCUGCCAACAGUGCUUCGAUAUGAGGUUACACCAUGUCCUUUCAAACGCGCGUUUACUGUUGAACUUCCCAACGAUGUGAUGGCACCUCGGCGCAAGAGGGCUUGGCGGCCAAAGGACCAGCCCAAACACCACAAAGAUAGUGUACCCACUAUCUUCGAGUCUUCGCAAGAAACGCCGUCACCUUCCUCGAUCCGAUCGGAAUGGAUUGAUUCGGCGAGCACUGGAGACGACACCGAUGGUAACCUUACAGAUGACAGUGGAUUCAAUUCGCACAAGGCCAGUAGCACAAUUUUGGAGACCAUUCCCGAUGAUCAUGGAUCAUCCCCUAUUGAUACACUGGAGCCUCCCAGAGCACUUGAGCCUUCUAGACGCCCCGUGACUGAAACUCCGCAGACUUUCACCAGCUUACUUGCAAAAUUCGAGGCUACAUCGGCUUCAGAGGAUGAACUCAACUCCGAGUCUGAGCAAAAGGCCGAACAUCUGCCCAGUGUUGAAUUUAUUCCGCAAUUUGGUAUUGAACCAGAGUUCUUGUCAGCCAAGGUUGAACCUGAAUCUCAAGUCGCACGGGAAGCUGAGGCCGGGCCUGAAUCAGCGUCUGUUCUAGAAGCAAACCCUUCACUUGCGGCGGAACCGGAGGCUGGGCAUGAAUCCAGCGUCGCGGAAAUCCCCACCCACCCUGAAGAUCUUAAGCCUGAAAGUGUCUUGCAUGUUGAAUCCACAGUCGAGCCUGAAGCUGUUAUGGCAGUGAAACCAACAAUGGCAGUCGAAAUCCAAACGGCCGCUGAAGACACCCAGGAUGUGGAUGGCGAUGCUUCAUUAGCCUCCAGCCCUGAGUCAUUCCAUUCAGUGGAGCCUGCUUCGCCAGAUUCAGUCUCCACCCGUCCUACAUCCGCGGGAGGUCAUGACCCCUCAGAGCCAAGCGAUAUGUUUGAUUGGCCAAGUGCGAAGGAUUCAGUCUCCAACCUAGAAUUUGCGGACUCGAGUCCAUCCAAGAAAUCACAGUCUCUAGUGAGCAAAAGCUUGCCAAAUGAUGGACCGAAUGACAACGCACUAUCUGCACAGUGUUCACUCGACCACCCAAUCAAAACCAAUUCCCCAAAGCGCUUUCCCGUUGCAUUUUCAGACACCGAGAUGUCAGACACCUUCCGCUCGCGGCCUGCCACUCGUGCCGCUCAGAACCCUGCUCCUAAUACCAAUUUCGAUCACAUGAGUGUCGAGUUCCGCCGUCGGGCCAUGGCCACAAGAGAACGCGAUGUCUCGCCUAUGCCUCCCUCCUCGGCCUUAUACCGACCAUCACACGGUGACGAUGCCACAUCAUUCCUUUCUAAGGCUCUCACUCUAGUCUUGGUCCCGCCUGUUCACCUUUUUAUUAUCCUUAUUCACAUUGCCGCGCGCAUUGUCAUCAAUCCCAAUACCAACACCACUCCGCGUGAACCCAUAACUAAUAUUCGGCAAACUGGCAACGAGUCACCUCCAGUGGAUGAUUUCAGUUUCCCGUUGGAGCCUCAAGUAUCCUCGGAGUCCGAGAUUGCUGAGAUCACCCGGAAACUGGACCCUUGGGAUUUGGACUAG
Penicillium antarcticum is the source of this 2058-nucleotide messenger RNA. RefSeq lists its product as uncharacterized. The transcript has a single exon. Gene Ontology annotation, cellular component: extrinsic component of intraperoxisomal membrane. The coding region runs from base 1 to 2058 and encodes 685 amino acids. The record is from RefSeq and is a predicted model, not a curated record. NCBI's taxonomy places the organism in Eukaryota, Fungi, Ascomycota, Eurotiomycetes, Eurotiales, Aspergillaceae. Gene Ontology annotation, biological process: peroxisome inheritance.